Malassezia pachydermatis is the source of this 855-nucleotide messenger RNA. Its product is annotated as urease accessory protein. Gene Ontology annotation, molecular function: GTPase activity; nickel cation binding. The record is from RefSeq and is a predicted model, not a curated record. Lineage: Eukaryota; Fungi; Basidiomycota; Malasseziomycetes; Malasseziales; Malasseziaceae. The transcript has 2 exons. The coding region runs from base 1 to 855 and encodes 284 amino acids.
AUGUCGGACGUAUGUGACUUUAAAGUCGGUGCAGGUGCCGGUGCACCGCCCUCUAUGCAUGAACAUUCGCAUGAUCAUUCGCACUCGCACUCGCACUCGCACUCACACAGUGCCAACGAGCAUGGUCACACGCACGAAAUUAUGGACCACCCGGGCAAGUUUGGCGAGCGUGACAUGCCGAACUAUGCGAAGCGCAACUGGAGCGAGCGUGCAUUCACCGUGGGUAUUGGCGGGCCUGUGGGUUCCGGUAAGACUGCGUUAUUGCUGGCGCUGUGCAAGAAGCUGCGUGACGAAUACAACAUUGCGGUGGUGACCAACGACAUUUUCACGCGGGAGGACCAGGAGUUCCUGGUACGCAAUGCCGCCUUGCAGGACACCAACCGCAUUCGCGCUGUCGAGACGGGUGGCUGCCCGCACGCUGCGAUUCGUGAAGACAUCUCGGCCAACAUGGAAGUGCUCGAGCAGCUGCAGGCUGAGUACGACACCCAGUUGCUGUUUGUGGAAAGUGGUGGUGACAAUCUUGCUGCUGCCUUUAGCGUGGAAUUGGCCGAUUUCCACGUGUACGUCAUCGACGUAUCGGGUGGUGACAAGGUGCCACGCAAGGGCGGUCCUGGUAUUUCGCAGUCGGAUGUACUGGUGAUCAACAAGAUCGACUUGGCCGAGCACGUCGGCGCUUCGCUCGAGGUGAUGCGUCGCGAUGCUGACAAAAUGCGUGACAAUGGCCCCACAGUGUUUACCAGUGUGAAGCUCGAUCAGGGUAUCGAUGCGGUAGCCGACCUUAUUCUGGCGGCCCGUCGGGCGGCAGGCGCGGACAAGGCAGGCCGUCCGCCGACGAACGCGAGCGCCUCUUCGUAG